AGCGGGCGCACGCGCGGGAGCGGGACUCGGCGGCAUGGCGGGCUCCGGAGCCGGUGUGCGUUGCUCCCUGCUGCGGCUGCAGGAGACCUUGUGCGCCGCGGACCGCUGCGGUGCUGCCCUGGCCGGUCAUCAACUGAUCCGCGGCCUGGGGCAGGAAUGCGUCCUGAGCAGCAGCUCCGCGGUGCUGGCAUUACAGACAUCUUUAGUUUUUUCCAGAGAUUUCGGUUUGCUUGUAUUUGUCCGGAAGUCACUCAACAGUAUUGAAUUUCGUGAAUGUAGAGAAGAAAUCCUAAAGUUUUUAUGUAUUUUCUUAGAAAAAAUGGGCCAGAAGAUCGCACCUUACUCUGUUGAAAUUAAGAAUACUUGUACCAGUGUUUAUACAAAAGAUAGAGCCGCUAAAUGUAAAAUUCCAGCCCUGGACCUUCUUAUUAAGUUACUUCAGACUUUUAGAAGUUCUAGACUCAUGGAUGAAUUUAAAAUUGGAGAAUUAUUUAGUAAAUUCUAUGGAGAACUUGCAUUGAAAAAAAAAAUACCAGAUACAGUUUUAGAAAAAGUAUAUGAGCUCCUAGGAUUAUUGGGUGAAGUUCAUCCUAGUGAGAUGAUAAAUAAUGCAGAAAACCUGUUCCGUGCUUUUCUGGGUGAACUUAAGACCCAGAUGACAUCAGCAGUAAGAGAGCCCAAACUACCUGUUCUGGCAGGAUGUCUGAAGGGGUUGUCCUCACUUCUGUGCAACUUCACUAAGUCCAUGGAAGAAGAUCCUCAGACUUCAAGGGAGAUUUUUAAUUUUGUACUAAAGGCAAUUCGUCCUCAGAUUGAUCUGAAGAGAUAUGCUGUGCCCUCAGCUGGCUUGCGCCUAUUUGCCCUGCAUGCAUCUCAGUUUAGCACCUGCCUUCUGGACAACUACGUGUCUCUAUUUGAAGUCUUGUUAAAGUGGUGUGCCCACACAAAUGUAGAAUUGAAAAAAGCUGCACUUUCAGCCCUGGAAUCCUUUCUGAAACAGGUUUCUAAUAUGGUGGCGAAAAAUGCAGAAAUGCAUAAAAGUAAACUGCAGUACUUUAUGGAGCAGUUUUAUGGAAUCAUCAGAAAUGUGGAUUCGAACAACAAGGAGUUAUCUAUUGCUAUCCGUGGAUAUGGACUUUUUGCAGGACCCUGCAAGGUUAUAAACGCAAAAGAUGUUGACUUCAUGUACGUUGAGCUCAUUCAACGCUGCAAGCAGAUGUUCCUCACCCAGACAGACACUGGUGACGACCGUGUUUAUCAGAUGCCAAGCUUCCUCCAGUCUGUUGCAAGCGUCUUGCUGUACCUUGACACAGUUCCUGAGGUGUAUACUCCAGUUCUGGAGCACCUUGUGGUGAUGCAGAUAGACAGUUUCCCACAGUACAGUCCAAAAAUGCAGUUGGUGUGUUGCAGAGCCAUAGUGAAGGUGUUCCUAGCUUUGGCAGCAAAAGGGCCAGUUCUCAGGAAUUGCAUUAGUACUGUGGUGCAUCAGGGUUUAAUCAGAAUAUGUUCUAAACCAGUGGUCCUUCCAAAGGGCCCUGAGUCUGAAUCUGAAGACCACCGUGCUUCAGGGGAAGUCAGAACUGGCAAAUGGAAGGUGCCCACAUACAGAGACUACGUGGAUCUCUUCAGACAUCUCCUGAGCUCUGACCAGAUGAUGGACUCCAUUUUAGCGGAUGAAACAUUUUUCUCUGUGAAUUCCUCCAGUGAAAGUCUGAAUCAUUUACUUUAUGAUGAAUUUGUAAAAUCCGUUCUGAAGAUUGUUGAGAAAUUGGAUCUUACACUAGAAACACAGACUGUUGGGGAACAAGAGAACGGAGAUGAGGCGCCUGGUGUUUGGAUGAUCCCGACUUCAGAUCCAGCGGCUAACUUGCAUCCGGCUAAACCUAAAGAUUUUUCGGCUUUCAUUAACCUGGUGGAAUUUUGCAGAGAGAUUCUCCCUGAGAAACAAGCAGAAUUUUUUGAACCAUGGGUGUACUCAUUUUCAUAUGAAUUAAUUUUACAAUCUACAAGGUUGCCCCUCAUCAGUGGUUUCUACAAAUUGCUUUCUAUUACAGUAAGAAAUGCCAAGAAAAUAAAAUAUUUCGAGGGAGUUAGUCCAAAGAGUCUGAAACACUCUCCAGAAGACCCAGAAAAGUAUUCUUGCUUUGCUUUAUUUGUGAAAUUUGGCAAAGAGGUGGCAGUUAAAAUGAAGCAGUACAAAGAUGAACUUUUGGCCUCUUGUUUGACCUUUCUUCUGUCCUUGCCACACGACAUCAUUGAACUCGAUGUUAGAGCCUACGUUCCUGCGCUGCAGAUGGCUUUCAAACUGGGCCUGAGCUAUACCCCCUUGGCAGAAGUAGGCCUGAAUGCUCUAGAAGAAUGGUCAAUUUAUAUUGACAAACAUGUAAUGCAGCCUUAUUACAAAGACAUUCUCCCCUGCCUGGAUGGAUACCUGAAGACUUCAGCCUUGUCAGAUGAGACCAAGAAUAACUGGGAAGUGUCAGCUCUUUCUCGGGCUGCCCAGAAAGGAUUUAAUAAAGUGGUGUUAAAGCAUCUGAAGAAGACAAAGAACCUUUCAUCAAAUGAAGCAAUAUCCUUAGAAGAAAUAAGAAUUAGAGUAGUACAAAUGCUUGGCUCUCUAGGAGGACAAAUAAACAAAAAUCUUCUGACAGUCAUGUCCUCAGAUGAGAUGAUGAAGAGCUAUAUGGCCUGGGACAGAGAGAAGCGGCUGAGCUUUGCAGUGCCCUUUAGAGAGAUGAAACCUGUCAUUUUCCUGGACGUGUUCCUGCCUCGAGUCACAGAAUUAGCGCUCACAGCCAGUGACAGACAAACUAAAGUUGCAGCCUGUGAACUUUUACAUAGCAUGGUAAUGUUUAUGUUGGGCAAAGCCACGCAGAUGCCAGAAGGGGGACAGGGAGCCCCACCCAUGUACCAGCUCUAUAAGCGGACGUUUCCUGUGCUGCUUCGACUUGCGUGUGAUGUUGAUCAGGUGACAAGGCAACUGUAUGAGCCACUAGUUAUGCAGCUGAUUCACUGGUUCACUAACAAUAAGAAAUUUGAAAGUCAGGAUACUGUCGCCUUACUAGAAGCUAUAUUGGAUGGAAUUGUGGACCCUGUUGACAGUACUUUAAGAGAUUUUUGUGGUCGGUGUAUUCGAGAAUUCCUUCAAUGGUCCAUUAAGCAAAUAACACCACAGCAGCAGGAGAAGAGUCCAGUAAACACCAAAUCGCUUUUCAAGCGACUUUAUAGUCUCGCGCUUCACCCCAAUGCUUUCAAGAGGCUGGGAGCAUCACUUGCGUUUAAUAAUAUCUACAGGGAAUUCAGGGAAGAAGAGUCUCUGGUGGAACAGUUUGUGUUUGAAGCCUUGGUGAUAUACAUGGAGAGUCUGGCCUUAGCACAUGCAGAUGAGAAGUCCUUAGGUACAAUUCAACAGUGUUGUGAUGCCAUUGAUCACCUAUGCCGCAUCAUUGAAAAGAAGCAUGUUUCUUUAAAUAAAGCAAAGAAACGACGUUUGCCGCGAGGAUUUCCACCUUCCGCGUCAUUGUGUUUAUUGGAUCUGGUCAAGUGGCUUUUAGCUCAUUGUGGGAGGCCCCAGACAGAAUGUCGACACAAAUCCAUUGAACUCUUUUAUAAAUUCGUUCCUUUAUUGCCAGGCAACAGAUCCCCUAAUUUGUGGCUGAAAGAUGUUCUCAAGGAAGAAGGUGUCUCUUUUCUCAUCAGCACCUUUGAGGGGGGCGGCUGUGGCCAGCCUUCGGGCAUCCUGGCCCAGCCCACCCUCUUGCACCUUCGGGGGCCAUUCAGCCUGCAGGCCACGCUGUGCUGGCUGGACCUGCUCUUGGCCGCGCUGGAGUGCUACAACACGUUCAUCGGCGAGAGAACUGUGGGAGCGCUCCAGGUCCUAGGUACUGAAGCCCAGUCUUCACUUUUGAAAGCAGUGGCUUUCUUUUUAGAAAGCAUUGCCAUGCAUGACAUUAUAGCAGCAGAAAAGUGCUUUGGCACGGGGGCAGCAGAUAACAGACCAAGCCCUCAAGAGGGAGAAAGGUACAGCUACAGCAAAUGCACCGUUGUGGUCCGGAUUAUGGAGUUUACCACGACUCUGCUGAACACCUCCCCAGAAGGAUGGAAGCUCCUGAAGAAGGACUUGUGUAAUACACACCUGAUGAGAGUCCUGGUGCAGACACUGUGUGAGCCCGCAAGCGUAGGUUUCAACAUCGGAGACGUCCAGGUUAUGGCUCAUCUUCCUGAUGUUUGUGUGAACCUGAUGAAAGCGCUAAAGAUGUCCCCAUACAAAGAUAUCCUAGAGACCCAUCUGAGAGAGAAAAUAACAGCACAGAGCAUUGAGGAGCUUUGUGCUGUCAACUUGUAUGGCCCUGAUGCGCAAGUAGACAGGAGCAGGCUGGCUGCUGUUGUGUCUGCCUGUAAACAGCUUCACAGAGCUGGGCUUCUGCAUAGUAUAUUACCAUCUCAGUCCACAGAUCUGCAUCAUUCUAUUGGCACAGAACUUCUUUCCCUGGUUUAUAAAGGCAUUGCCCCUGGAGAUGAGAGACAGUGUCUGCCUUCUCUAGACCUCAGUUGUAAGCAGCUGGCCAGCGGACUUCUGGAGUUAGCCUUUGCUUUUGGAGGACUGUGUGAGCGCCUUGUGAGUCUUCUCCUGAACCCAGCAGUGCUGUCCACGGCAUCCUUGGGCAGCUCACAGAGCAGCGUCAUCCACUUCUCCCAUGGGGAGUAUUUCUAUAGCUUGUUCUCAGAAACGAUCAACACGGAAUUGUUGAAGAAUCUGGAUCUUGCUGUAUUGGAGCUCAUGCAGUCAUCAGUGGAUAAUCCCAAAAUGGUGAGUGCCAUUUUGAACGGCAUGUUAGACCAGAGCUUCAGGGAGCGAGCAAGCCAGAAACACCAAGGACUGAAACUUGCAACUACAAUUCUGCAACACUGGAAGAAGUGUGAUUCAUGGUGGGCCAAAGAUUCCCCUCUCGAAACUAAAAUGGCAGUGCUGGCCUUACUGGCAAAAAUUUUACAGAUUGAUUCAUCUGUAUCUUUUAAUACAAGUCAUGGUUCAUUCCCUGAAGUCUUUACAACAUAUAUUAGUCUACUUGCUGACACAAAGCUGGAUCUACAUUUAAAGUUUCUAGAUGCACUGGAAUUAUCUCAAAGCCCUAUGUUGUUGGAAUUGAUGACAGAAGUUCUUUGUCGGGAACAGCAGCAUGUCAUGGAAGAAUUAUUUCAAUCCAGUUUCAAGAGGAUUGCCAGAAGGGGUUCAUGCGUCACACAAGUAGGCCUUCUGGAAAGCGUGUAUGAAAUGUUCAGGAAGGAUGACCCCCGCCUAAGUUUCACACGCCAAUCCUUUGUGGACCGCUCCCUCCUCACUCUGCUGUGGCACUGUAGCCUGGAUGCUUUGAGAGAAUUCUUCAGCACAAUUGUGGUGGAUGCCAUUGAUGUGUUGAAGUCCAGGUUUACAAAGCUAAAUGAAUCAACCUUUGAUACCCAAAUCACCAAAAAGAUGGGCUACUAUAAGAUUCUAGAUGUGAUGUAUUCUCGUCUUCCCAAAGAUGAUGUUCACGCUAAGGAAUCAAAAAUUAAUCAAGUUUUCCAUGGCUCGUGUAUUACAGAAGGAAAUGAACUUACAAAGACACUGAUUAAAUUGUGCUAUGAUGCAUUUACAGAGAACAUGGCAGGAGAGAAUCAGCUGCUGGAGAGGAGAAGACUUUACCAUUGUGCAGCAUACAACUGCGCCAUAUCUGUCAUCUGCUGUGUCUUCAAUGAGUUAAAAUUUUACCAAGGUUUUCUGUUUAGUGAAAAGCCAGAAAAGAACUUGCUUAUUUUUGAAAAUCUGAUCGACCUGAAGCGCCGCUAUAAUUUUCCUGUAGAAGUUGAGCUUCCUAUGGAAAGAAAGAAAAAGUACAUUGAAAUUAGGAAAGAAGCCAGAGAAGCAGCAAAUGGGGAUUCAGAUGGUCCUUCCUAUAUGUCUUCCCUGUCAUAUUUGGCAGACAGUACCCUGAGUGAGGAAAUGAGUCAAUUUGAUUUCUCAACCGGAGUUCAGAGCUAUUCAUACAGCUCCCAAGACCCUAGACCUGCCACUGGUCGUUUUCGGAGAAGGGAGCAGCGGGACCCCGGGGUGCAUGAUGAUGUGCUGGAGCUGGAGAUGGACGAGCUCAAUCGGCACGAGUGCAUGGCGGCCCUGACGGCCCUGGUGAAGCACAUGCACAGAAGCCUGGGCCCGCCUCAAGGAGAAGAGGAUUCAGUGCCAAGAGAUCUUCCUCCUUGGAUGAAAUUCCUCCAUGGCAAACUGGGAAAUCCAUUAGUACCAUUAAAUAUCCGUCUCUUCUUAGCCAAGCUUGUUAUUAAUACAGAAGAGGUCUUUCGCCCUUACGCGAAGCACUGGCUUAGCCCCUUGCUGCAGCUGGCUGCUUCUGAAAACAAUGGAGGAGAAGGAAUUCACUACAUGGUGGUUGAGAUAGUGGCCACUAUUCUUUCAUGGACAGGCUUGGCCACUCCGACAGGGGUCCCUAAAGAUGAAGUGUUAGCAAAUCGAUUGCUUAAUUUCCUAAUGAAACAUGUCUUUCAUCCAAAAAGAGCUGUGUUUAGACACAACCUUGAAAUUAUAAAGACCCUUGUCGAGUGCUGGAAGGAUUGUUUAUCCAUCCCUUAUAGGUUAAUAUUUGAAAAGUUUUCCGGUAAAGAUCCUAAUUCUAAAGACAACUCAGUAGGGAUUCAAUUGCUAGGCAUCGUGAUGGCCAAUGACCUGCCUCCCUAUGACCCUCAGUGUGGCAUCCAGAGUAGCGAAUACUUUCAGGCUUUGGUGAAUAAUAUGUCCUUUGUAAGAUAUAAAGAAGUGUAUGCCGCUGCAGCAGAAGUUCUAGGACUUAUACUUCGAUAUGUUAUGGAGAGGAAAAACAUACUGGAGGAGUCUCUGUGUGAACUGGUUGCAAAACAAUUGAAGCAACAUCAGAAUACUAUGGAGGACAAGUUUAUUGUGUGCUUGAACAAAGUGACCAAGAGCUUUCCUCCUCUUGCAGACAGGUUCAUGAAUGCUGUGUUCUUUCUGCUGCCAAAAUUUCAUGGAGUGUUGAAAACACUCUGUCUGGAGGUGGUACUUUGUCGUGUGGAGGGAAUGACAGAGCUGUACUUCCAGUUAAAGAGCAAGGACUUCGUUCAAGUCAUGAGGCAUAGAGAUGAUGAAAGACAAAAAGUAUGUUUGGACAUAAUUUAUAAGAUGAUGCCAAAGUUAAAACCAGUAGAACUCCGAGAACUUCUGAACCCCGUUGUGGAAUUUGUUUCCCAUCCUUCUACAACAUGUAGGGAACAAAUGUAUAAUAUUCUCAUGUGGAUUCAUGAUAAUUACAGAGAUCCAGAAAGUGAGACAGAUAAUGACUCCCAGGAAAUAUUUAAGUUGGCAAAAGAUGUGCUGAUUCAAGGAUUGAUCGAUGAGAACCCUGGACUUCAAUUAAUUAUUCGAAAUUUCUGGAGCCAUGAAACUAGGUUACCUUCAAAUACCUUGGACCGGUUGCUAGCACUAAAUUCCUUAUAUUCUCCUAAGAUAGAAGUGCACUUUUUAAGUUUAGCAACAAAUUUUCUGCUCGAAAUGACCAGCAUGAGCCCAGAUUAUCCAAAUCCCAUGUUCGAGCAUCCUCUGUCAGAAUGUGAAUUUCAGGAAUAUACCAUUGAUUCUGAUUGGCGUUUCCGAAGUACUGUUCUCACUCCGAUGUUUGUGGAGACCCAGGCCUCCCAGGGCACUCUACAGACCCGUACCCAGGAAGGGUCCCUCUCAGCUCGCUGGCCAAUGGCGGGGCAGAUAAGGGCCACCCAGCAGCAGCAUGACUUCACACUGACACAGACUGCAGAUGGAAGAAGCUCGUUUGACUGGCUGACUGGGAGCAGCACUGACCCGCUGGGCGACCACACCAGUCCCUCAUCUGACUCCUUGCUGUUUGCCCACAAGAGGAGUGAAAGGUUACAGAGAGCACCCUUGAAGUCAGUGGGGCCUGAUUUUGGGAAAAAAAGGCUGGGCCUUCCAGGGGAUGAGGUGGAUAACAAAGUGAAAGGUGCGGCCGGCCGGACGGAUCUCCUGCGACUGCGCAGACGGUUUAUGAGGGACCAGGAGAAGCUCAGUUUGAUGUAUGCCAGAAAAGGCAUUGCUGAGCAAAAACGAGAGAAGGAAAUCAAGAGUGAGUUAAAAAUGAAGCAGGAUGCCCAGGUCGUUCUGUACAGAAGCUACCGGCAUGGAGACCUUCCUGACAUUCAGAUCAAGCACAGCAGCCUCAUCACCCCGUUACAGGCCGUGGCCCAGAGAGACCCAAUAAUUGCAAAACAACUCUUUAGCAGCUUGUUUUCUGGAAUUUUGAAAGAGAUGGAUAAAUUUAAGACACUGUCUGAAAAAAACAACAUCACUCAAAAGUUGCUCCAAGACUUCAAUCGUUUUCUUAAUACCACCUUCUCUUUCUUUCCACCUUUUGUCUCUUGUAUUCAGGACAUCAGCUGUCAGCACGCAGCCCUGCUGAGCCUUGACCCAGCGGCUGUUAGCGCUGGUUGCCUGGCCAGCCUACAGCAGCCCGUGGGCAUCCGCCUGCUAGAGGAGGCUCUGCUCCGCCUUCUGCCUGCUGAGCUGCCUACCAAGCGAGUCCGCGGGAAGGCCCGCCUGCCUCCUGAUGUCCUCAGAUGGGUGGAGCUUGCUAAGCUGUAUAGAUCAAUUGGAGAAUACGACGUCCUCCGUGGGAUUUUUACCAGUGAGAUAGGAACAAAGCAAAUCACUCAGAGUGCAUUAUUAGCAGAAGCCAGAAGUGAUUAUUCUGAAGCUGCUAAGCAGUAUGAUGAGGGUCUCAAUAAACAAGACUGGGUAGAUGGUGAGCCCACAGAAGCCGAGAAGGAUUUUUGGGAACUUGCAUCCCUUGACUGUUACAACCACCUUGCUGAGUGGAAAUCACUUGAAUACUGUUCUACAGCCAGUGUAGACAGUGAGAACCCCCCAGACCUAAAUAAAAUCUGGAGUGAACCAUUUUAUCAGGAAACAUAUCUACCUUACAUGAUCCGCAGCAAGCUGAAGCUGCUGCUCCAGGGAGAGGCUGACCAGUCCCUGCUGACAUUUAUUGACAAAGCUAUGCACGGGGAGCUCCAGAAGGCGAUUCUAGAGCUUCAUUACAGUCAAGAGUUGAGUCUGCUUUAUCUCCUGCAAGAUGAUGUUGACAGAGCCAAAUAUUACAUUCAAAAUGGCAUUCAGAGUUUUAUGCAGAAUUAUUCUAGUAUUGAUGUCCUCUUACACCAAAGUAGACUCACCAAAUUGCAGUCUGUACAGGCUUUAACAGAAAUUCAGGAGUUCAUCGGCUUUAUAAGCAAACAAGGCAAUUUAUCAUCUCAAGUUCCCCUUAAGAGACUUCUGAACACCUGGACAAACAGAUAUCCAGAUGCUAAAAUGGAUCCAAUGAACAUCUGGGAUGACAUCAUCACAAAUCGAUGUUUCUUUCUCAGCAAAAUAGAGGAGAAGCUUACCCCUCUUCCAGAAGACAAUAGUAUGAAUGUGGAUCAAGAUGGAGACCCCAGUGACAGGAUGGAAGUGCAAGAGCAGGAAGAAGAUAUCAGCUCCCUGAUCAGGAGUUGCAAGUUUUCCAUGAAAAUGAAGAUGAUAGACAGUGCCCGGAAGCAGAACAAUUUCUCACUUGCCAUGAAACUACUGAAGGAGCUGCAUAAAGAGUCAAAAACCAGAGACGAUUGGCUGGUGAGCUGGGUGCAGAGCUACUGCCGCCUGAGCCACUGCCGGAGCCGGUCCCAGGGCUGCUCUGAGCAGGUGCUCACUGUGCUGAAAACAGUCUCUUUGUUGGAUGAGAACAACGUGUCGAGCUACUUAAGCAAAAAUAUUCUGGCUUUCCGUGACCAGAACAUUCUCUUGGGUACAACUUACAGGAUCAUAGCGAAUGCUCUCAGCAGUGAGCCAGCCUGCCUUGCUGAAAUCGAGGAGGACAAGGCUAGAAGAAUCUUAGAGCUUUCUGGAUCCAGUUCAGAGGAUUCAGAGAAGGUGAUCGCGGGUCUGUACCAGAGAGCAUUCCAGCACCUCUCUGAGGCUGUGCAGGCGGCUGAGGAGGAGGCCCAGCCUCCCUCCUGGAGCUGUGGGCCUGCAGCUGGAGUGAUUGAUGCUUACAUGACGCUGGCAGAUUUCUGUGACCAACAGCUGCGCAAGGAGGAAGAGAAUGCAUCAGUUAUUGAUUCUGCAGAACUGCAGGCGUAUCCAGCACUUGUGGUGGAGAAAAUGUUGAAAGCUUUAAAAUUAAAUUCCAAUGAAGCCAGAUUGAAGUUUCCUAGAUUACUUCAGAUUAUAGAACGGUAUCCAGAGGAGACUUUGAGUCUCAUGACAAAAGAGAUCUCUUCCGUUCCCUGCUGGCAGUUCAUCGACUGGAUCAGCCACAUGGUGGCCUUACUGGACAAAGACCAAGCCAUUGCUGUUCAGCACACCGUGGAAGAAAUCACUGAUAACUACCCGCAGGCUAUUGUUUAUCCCUUCAUCAUAAGCAGUGAAAGCUAUUCCUUCAAGGAUACUUCUACUGGUCAUAAGAAUAAGGAGUUUGUGGCAAGGAUUAAAAGUAAGUUGGAUCAAGGAGGAGUGAUUCAAGAUUUUAUUAAUGCCUUAGAUCAGCUCUCUAAUCCUGAACUGCUCUUUAAGGAUUGGAGCAAUGAUGUAAGAGCUGAACUAGCAAAAACCCCUGUAAAUAAAAAAAACAUUGAAAAAAUGUAUGAAAGAAUGUAUGCAGCCUUGGGUGACCCAAAGGCUCCAGGCCUGGGGGCCUUUAGAAGGAAGUUUAUUCAGACUUUUGGAAAAGAAUUUGAUAAACAUUUUGGGAAAGGAGGUUCUAAGCUACUGAGAAUGAAGCUCAGUGACUUCAACGACAUUACCAACAUGCUACUUUUAAAAAUGAACAAAGACUCAAAGCCCCCUGGGAAUCUGAAAGAAUGUUCGCCCUGGAUGAGCGACUUCAAAGUGGAGUUCCUGAGAAAUGAGCUGGAGAUUCCUGGUCAAUAUGACGGUAGGGGAAAACCAUUGCCAGAGUACCACGUGCGAAUCGCCGGGUUUGAUGAGCGGGUGACAGUCAUGGCGUCUAUGCGAAGGCCCAAGCGCAUCAUCAUCCGUGGCCAUGACGAGAGGGAACACCCUUUCCUGGUGAAGGGUGGCGAGGACCUGCGGCAGGACCAGCGCGUGGAGCAGCUCUUCCAGGUCAUGAAUGGGAUCCUGGCCCGAGACUCCGCCUGCAGCCAGAGGGCCCUGCAGCUGAGGACCUAUAGCGUGGUGCCCAUGACCUCCAGGUUAGGAUUAAUUGAGUGGCUUGAAAAUACUGUUACCUUGAAGGACCUUCUUUUGAACACCAUGUCCCAAGAGGAGAAGGCGGCUUACCUGAGUGAUCCCAAGGCACCACCAUGUGAAUAUAAAGAUUGGCUGACAAAAAUGUCAGGAAAACAUGAUGUUGGAGCUUACAUGCUAAUGUAUAAGGGCGCUAAUCGUACUGAAACAGUCACAUCUUUUAGAAAACGAGAAAGUAAAGUGCCUGCUGAUCUCUUAAAGCGGGCCUUUGUGAGGAUGAGUACAAGCCCUGAGGCUUUCCUGGCGCUCCGCUCCCACUUCGCCAGCUCUCACGCUCUGAUAUGCAUCAGCCACUGGAUCCUCGGGAUUGGAGACAGACAUCUGAACAACUUUAUGGUGGCCAUGGAGACCGGCGGCAUGAUCGGGAUCGACUUUGGGCAUGCGUUUGGAUCUGCUACACAGUUUCUUCCAGUCCCUGAGUUGAUGCCUUUUCGGCUAACUCGCCAAUUUAUCAAUCUGAUGUUACCAAUGAAAGAAAUGGGCCUUAUGUACAGCGUCAUGGUACACGCGCUCCGGGCCUUCCGCUCAGACCCUGGCCUGCUCACCAACACCAUGGAUGUGUUUGUCAAGGAGCCCUCAUUUGAUUGGAAAAAUUUUGAACAGAAAAUGCUGAAAAAAGGAGGGUCAUGGAUUCAAGAAAUAAAUGUUGCUGAAAAAAAUUGGUACCCUCGACAGAAAAUAUGUUACGCUAAGAGAAAGUUAGCAGGUGCCAAUCCAGCAGUCAUUACUUGUGAUGAGCUACUCCUGGGUCAUGAGAAGGCCCCUGCCUUCAGAGACUAUGUGGCUGUGGCACGAGGAAGCAAAGAUCACAACAUUCGUGCCCGAGAACCAGAGGGUGGGCUUUCAGAAGAGAUUCAAGUGAAGUGCUUGAUGGACCAGGCGACAGACCCCAACAUCCUUGGCAGAACCUGGGAAGGAUGGGAGCCCUGGAUGUGAGGUCUGUGGGAGUCUGUAGAUAGAAAGCAUUACAUUGUUUAAAGAAUCUACUAUACUUUGGUUGGCAGCAUUCCAUGAGCUGAUUUUCCUGAAACGCUAAAGAGAAAUGUCUUUUGUGCUACAGUUUUGUAGCAUGAGUUUAAAUCAAGAUUAUGAUGAGUAAAUGUAUAUGGGUUAAAUCAAAGAUAAGGUUAUAGUAACAUCAAAGAUUAGGUGAGGUUUAUAGAAAGAUAUAUAUCCAGGCUUACCAAAGUAUUAAGUCAAGAAUAUAGUAUGUGAUCAGCUUUCAAAGCAUUUACAAGUGCUGCAAGUUAGUGAAACAGCUGUCUCCAUAAACGGAGGAAAUGUGGGGGAGCCUUGGAAUGCCCUUCUGGUUCUGGCACAUUGGAAAGCACACUCAGAAGGCUUCAUCACCAAGAUUUUGGGAGAGUAAAGCUAAGUAUAGUUGAUGUAACAUUGUAGAAGCAGCAUAGGAACAAUAACAAUAGGUAAAGCUAUAAUUAUGGCUUAUAUUUAGAAAUGACUGCAUUUGAUAUUUUAGGAUAUUUUUCUAGGUUUUUUCCUUUCAUUUUUUUCUCUUCUAGUUUUGACAUUUUAUGAUAGAUUUGCUCUCUAGAAGGGAACGUCUUUAUUUAGGAGGGUAAAAAUUUUGGUCGUAGCAUUCACUUUUGCUGUUCCAAUCUACAACUGGAAGAUACAUAAAAGUGCUUUGUAUUGCAAAUUUGGGAUAACUUCAAAAAUCCCAUGGUUGAUGUUAGGGAUAGUAGUAAGCAUUUCAGUUCCAGGAGAAUAAAAGAAAUUCCUAUUUGAAAUGAAUUCCUCAUUUGGAGGAAAAAAAGCAUGCAUUCUAGCACAAGAAGAUCAAAUUAUGGAAUACAAAAGUGGCUCCUUCCCAUGUGCAGUCGCUGUCCCCGCCUGCAGUCCCCUGCACACCCAAACUGUUUCUGAUUGGCUUUUAGCUUUUUGUUGUUUUGGUUUUUUUUUCCUUCUAACACUUGUAUUUGGAAGCUCUUCUGUGAUUUUGAGAAGUAUACUCUUGAGUGUUUAAUAAAGUUUUUUUCCAAAAGUA
Nomascus leucogenys (northern white-cheeked gibbon) is the source of this 13322-nucleotide messenger RNA. It is a transcript of the gene PRKDC, whose product is annotated as protein kinase, DNA-activated, catalytic subunit. Gene Ontology annotation, biological process: immunoglobulin V(D)J recombination; intrinsic apoptotic signaling pathway in response to DNA damage; telomere maintenance. The transcript is spliced from 85 exons. The coding region runs from base 35 to 12253 and encodes 4072 amino acids. NCBI's taxonomy places the organism in Eukaryota, Metazoa, Chordata, Mammalia, Primates, Hylobatidae. Gene Ontology annotation, cellular component: nucleus. The record is from RefSeq and is a predicted model, not a curated record. Gene Ontology annotation, molecular function: DNA-dependent protein kinase activity; protein binding.